AUGGCGUCGAGAGAUGAGCAUGCUGCUACCGAAGUUUUAAGAUCAUUGGCCCGAUAUCUGAACUGCCUCAAUGAGGACAACAAAAGUACGAGGAAACGAGCGCUUGAGUCCAUCAAAAGAGAAACAAUCGACAAAGGACUUUCUAGCGCUGUGCUACAAGAGAUUUUCACACAUCUGCUGAAGCCUCUGUUGAAAUGCCUGUCAGAUCCGAUGGAGAGAUGUAGGGAAAUUGCUAUCCAGAUGAUUGGAGAAUUUAUCCGAUGUGUACCGAAACCGGAGGAUUCCUUGCCUUAUCUUAUGCCUUCUAUAGCUCAACGACUCGGUGGUAAAGACAUAGUUGAACCGGCUGAAGAAUUGCGGCUUUCCAUGAUGGAAGUUCUGUCCUUGAUUGUGGAGGUUUGUGGGAGGCAGUUGGCUCCGUACCUGGACGAUAUGAUAAAAAUUCUCCAAAGAACGAUCGUUGAUCCUUUUCCAGAUGUUAAGAAGGAAAGCUGUAAAUGUACGGUCAGUUUCGCCAAAAAUGUUCCAGAACAUUUCCAUAUGCAGGCAGAAAGCCUGGUGAAGCCUCUGAUGCAGACAAUUUCUCAUCAGCACUCGCGCGUUCGUACGGCAGUGACGGAGGCCACGGGCGCAGUCAUACAAUACGGCACAGGCAAGAACCUGGACGAUGUUCUGUCUCAUCUCGCACAGAGACUGUUUGAUGACUCGCCGCAGGUGAGAAAAGCUGUGACAGUGGUUGUUGGUGAUUGGCUCCUUCAUCUGCGAGAUCGCUACUCUUACUUCCACAAGCUCCUCCCACUCCUACUGAGCAGCCUGAGUGAUGAAAUCCCUGAGAUAAGGACUCUGGCAGCUGAGCUGUGGAGGCAGGUUGGAUCCCAGUGGGAGAGGGAGAACGAGGACGAUUUGAAAGACAAAAUGGACUUCCUCACCUCCCCACCCCUGCGCUACCCUCCCGGAGUGGAGAGGCCUAGUCUGGGCUGUAGGGAGUUGGUGGUGAGGAAUUUGUCCAAGCUGAUGCCUGCGGUGAGCAGGGACAUGGGAGACUGGUUGGUGGGCACGCGGGUGAAAACUGCGCAGCUUCUGACGGUUUUGCUACUGCAUGCGGAGGACCACAGCACGCAGCACAUGCAGCUGCUCCUCAGCACCCUCUACCACGGCUGCGCAGACACGGAAGCCGACGUCGUCGCACACUGUCUGGAGUCGUCCAAACUCCUGGGAACCUUCGUCGACCCCGAAGUCUUUCUCAAGCUGCAGCUUGCCCACGUAGAGAACUCUUCAUCAUCGUCAUCCUCCUCAGCCUGGACUCGUCUCAUGGUGCUGGCGGGCGUGUUACGGGGCUGCUCCAGAGAUGCCCUGCGGCCUCAUCUCGUCAAGAUCGCCGACAUGCUCGCCCACCCCGACGUCUGUCAGGACUCCCUGCAGAGGGUGUAUCUGGAGCAGUUGCUGGCGUGUGUAGACGCUCUGCUGUGUGUGUGUGAGUCCGACUGUGCCACCAUCAGUCUACAGCUGCUUAAAGUUCUGGUUACCGUGGAGAGCCUGUCUGCUGAACAAGAGCUACGGGACAACGUGGAGGUGUGUGUGAGGGGUGUGUGUAGCGUGCAGAGUUUGGCUGGAGUAACAGAGCUCUACAGGAAGCACAUGGCUGAGCUGCUUCAGUGGCUCUCAGACACCCAGUCCAGUUGGACCACUUACUCCAUCCAGAAAACCCAGUUAGAGGUCAUCAUUGUCCACUCAGGUCCAGUGGUAGGGGAGUUUCUCCCUGCUGUGUUGCCACUUUUGAAGAAUAUUCUGGAGCCCAGCAGAGAGCCAGAGCUCAGACUGCACAUAUUCACCAUGCUGGCCAAACUACUGCUUAACGCUUCACACACACUCGACUCUCAGGGGCGGUUCUGGGAGUAUCUGGAGCUCUUUCUGUCUGACUUGGUGUUACCUAACCUGGUUUGGCACGCGGGGCGCACAGCCGCUGCCAUUCGCACCGCUGCUCUCAGCUGCCUCGUAGCACUGCUAUAUGGAGGAGCUAUCUCACCUGAGCAGGUGUUGAGUGUGGAAGGCCGGUUGACUCCUCUCCUGUUGUCUGCUUUAGAAGAGGACUCUCAGCUCUCACGUUUAAUGGCCUGUAGAUCCAUCAGCUCCAUACUCACACACACAGCACGGAGACUGACACCAGACACACUCAACAAGAUAUACCCAGAGUUGCUGAAGCGUGUUGAUGACAGUAGUGAGGAGGUUAGGGCUGCAGCUCUCAAGGCUUUGAAGCUGUGGCUCUCUGCUCUGAGUAAAGACUACGACACACACACCUGUAAACCACACCUGGAAUUCCUCUUCCAGCAACUCCUGCUGUACCUGGACGACCCAGACACCAGCAUACAGGACACAGUGCUGGAGGUUCUGAAGGCUGGUAGUGCUGUCCACCCUAGUCUCCUGCAGCAGGAAGUGGAGGCUGUGAAAGAUAAACAGCGGAGCCCAGUCUACUGCAACCAGCUGCUGGAGCACAUACAUGCACUCAGUCAUACCUGA
Messenger RNA from Chanos chanos (milkfish), 2517 nucleotides. It is a transcript of the gene dnaaf5, whose product is annotated as dynein axonemal assembly factor 5. The transcript is spliced from 13 exons. Gene Ontology annotation, molecular function: dynein intermediate chain binding. Gene Ontology annotation, cellular component: cytoplasm. Bases 1 to 2517 code for a protein of 838 amino acids. The record is from RefSeq and is a predicted model, not a curated record. Gene Ontology annotation, biological process: outer dynein arm assembly; inner dynein arm assembly; cilium movement. NCBI's taxonomy places the organism in Eukaryota, Metazoa, Chordata, Actinopteri, Gonorynchiformes, Chanidae.